UCCACCUCUCAGACACAAAAUAUCUCACUCUGUCAUGGAUUCAGUCAAGCUCUCCCUUCUCCUUUUCUCUCUCUGCCUCAUUGCAUGCUCGGCAGUGCCUAAAGAUUUCUCCAUUGUUGGCUACUCAGAAGAGGACCUGACGUCGCAAGAGAGGCUGAUCAAUCUCUUUGAAAUCUGGAGGGCAGAACACAGAAAGUCUUACGCAAACCUUGAAGAGAAACUGAAGAAGUUUGAGACCUUUAAAGACAACCUGAAGCACAUUGACGAGACCAACAAGAAGAGGAGCAGCUACUGGCUUGGGCUGAACGAGUUUGCAGACAUGAGCCAUGAGGAGUUCAAGAAGAAAUAUCUGGGACUGAAGCCUCAUUUGCCAAGGGGAAGGGACGCCACAUCGAAGUCGCCGAAGCCUUUCAGGUAUGAGAAUUCUGAGCUCCUGCCCAAGUCAUUGGAUUGGAGAAAGAAGGGAGCAGUGACUCAAGUGAAGAAUCAAGGAGCUUGUGGGAGUUGCUGGGCUUUCUCGACGGUGGCGGCAGUCGAGGGGAUAAACCAGAUUGCAACAGGGAACUUGACGUCAUUGUCCGAGCAGGAAUUGAUCGACUGCGACAAGCUAUUCAACGAUGGGUGCAAUGGAGGUGUGAUGGACUAUGCCUUUGCAUUCAUCUUUUGGAAUGGACUUCACACUGAGGAGGACUACCCUUAUCUCAUGGAGGAGGGCACCUGUGAGGAGAAGAGGGGUGAUCUGAGAGUCGUUACCAUCAGUGGCUAUGAGGAUGUGCCAGCGAACAGCGAACAGAGCCUGCUCAAGACAUUGGCCCAUCAGCCUGUCAGUGUUGCCAUAGAAGCCUCUGGCAGAGACUUCCAGUUCUACAGGGGGGGGGUUUUUGAUGGACCUUGUGGGACUGAGCUGGAUCACGGAGUGACGGCUAUGGGUUAUGGAUCAUCCAAGGGCCAAGACUACAUCAUGGUGAAGAACUCGUGGGGGCCAAAAUGGGGCGAGAAAGGGUACAUAAAGAUGAAGAGGAAUACAGGGAAACCUGAAGGUCUCUGUGGGAUAAACAAGAUGGCUUCUUAUCCUACAAAAGAGCAAUGAGCAAAAGAAAUGGGCAGCAGAACUAUAUUCUGAAAUUGUUAUGUCUGAUCUACAUUCCAGUUUAACUCAUUUUUAGAUGCUGAAUUUAUAGGAUGGAUUCCAUUGCAAAAGCAAUCCAUGAAUUUAUAGGAUAAUGUGACUUGUAAGUUCAAAAAAAUAUAAUAUUAUUAAAUAUCAUGAAUAAGAAUGAACAGUUGAGGUGUAUCUCGGAGAUAAUAUUCCAGAACUCCAUCAAGAUUGCUGCAUUUAUCAACA
This is a messenger RNA of Elaeis guineensis (African oil palm), 1345 nucleotides long. Its product is annotated as cysteine protease XCP1. Gene Ontology annotation, molecular function: cysteine-type peptidase activity. The record is from RefSeq and is a predicted model, not a curated record. Gene Ontology annotation, biological process: proteolysis. NCBI's taxonomy places the organism in Eukaryota, Viridiplantae, Streptophyta, Magnoliopsida, Arecales, Arecaceae.